Molecule: messenger RNA, 5935 nt
Organism: Oncorhynchus mykiss (rainbow trout)
Lineage: Eukaryota; Metazoa; Chordata; Actinopteri; Salmoniformes; Salmonidae
Product: rab effector MyRIP
Biological process (GO): intracellular protein transport
Cellular component (GO): cortical actin cytoskeleton
Molecular function (GO): small GTPase binding; actin binding; myosin binding
Source: RefSeq, a predicted model, not a curated record
UGAAUGUAUGCAUCGCGCGAGUUAAUUCUGCGGUAGCGGGGCGCGCAAUGCUUCUUCGAGAAAAGAGUAGCGGUGUUGGCUUGCGGCUCUCCCAUUGGCUGUCCCACAGGAUGCCCAGGUGUUGACAGAGAUGGAAUCAGCAGCUGGAUCUCACGACGUUGCCUGACAGAGACACCGAAAGUGAGGCUCGCCUUGCUAUCUUUCCAAUUGUAGCCUAUGCUACACAGAUUUGAAUAGAAAUUGAACAGUAUAAUUAUCAACAAGGAGAACAAAGAUAUGUAGCAUUAAAUCCGCACAUCGCCCGUCUGCGCCCUCCCUCUGUAAUUCAAACCCCGUGACGCCUCAAUGGUGCCUGCUGCAAACGCUGCGUGGGGAAAAUAACCUGAAGACAAGGCUGUCAAAGUAUCUGAGACUCAUCUAAAGGAAGUUUACACUUGUCCGUUUAUCUGAACGCUUCCUUCCACGUUGUGUGUCCGGGAGAGCCCUCUGUUUGGAGGCUGUAGCUGGCGGUCAUCCGGCGCUCGUCAGCACCCCGUGGCGGUGGCAAGGCCAGGAGAGAUGGGGCGCAAGCUGGACCUGUCGGGCCUGACAGACGACGAGGCAGAGCAUGUGCUGAAGGUGGUGCAGAGGGAUAUGAAGCUGAGGAAGAAGGAGGAGGACAGGCUCAGUGAGAUGAAGCAGGAGCUGGCGGAGGAAGGCAGUAGAUGCUCCAUCCUCUCCAAGCAGCACCGCUUCAACGAGCACUGCUGUAUCCGCUGCUGCUCUCCGUUCACCUUCCUGGUCAACCCCAAGCGCCCGUGUCUGGACUGCCAGUACAACGUCUGCAAGACCUGCCGCACCUACAGCAAGCGGGAGAAAGCCUGGCUCUGUACCGUCUGCCAGAAGACCAGGAUAUUGCGGACCCAGUCUCUAGAAUGGUACUAUAACAACGUGAAGAGCCGUUUCAAGAGGUUCGGCAGUGCCAAGGUUCUGAAGACGCUCUACAGGAAUCACAUAGUGGAGAGAGGAGGCAUCUUGGAUCUACCAGAAAGCAGUGUUCACGACAGAAGCAAUGACAAUGAUGGCAGCGUCUGUGGCAGUGACUCAACCUUCUACAGGCAGAGUGAAGGACACAGCAUGGCAGAGACCCUCACGGUUGCCCUGCGCGUUGCUGAGGAGGCCAUAGAGGAAGCCAUCGCCAACGCAGAGGAAUUCAGUGACAGCUUGGAGAAGCAGAAUGAGGCUCGCUACCUACGGGACCACAAAGAAGAGCUUAUAGAAGAACUGGCCACAACCAUCGUACAAAAAAUCAUCCAGAGGAGGAAGCAUUCCGAGAUGCAGACAGAGUAUGACUUUGUGUGGCCCCAGAGAGCGAGCCAGGGUCAGCCUCAGGGCAGUGAGCUGUCCUCCCCCAGCCAGCACCCUCACAGCACCCUGGCCCAGGCCAACCAGGCCCACCUCAAGAGCUCCUACUCCCUCUGGAGGUCGCGGUCGGCGUUCUCCCUGACCAGUGAUGACUCCCCAGAGAAGGUGACUGAGGCACUAAUGGGGGCGGGGGCGGGGGGUGGGGUACAGGACUACGCCUCUCUGAAGAAGGAGACGGCCAGGGCCUCCUCACUGCCCAGCUGGAAGAGUGUGGACCGCCUGGACAACUCCAGUGCGUCCUCGGUGCUGCAGAGCCCUGACGGGAACUGGAUUGCGCUGCAGAGCUCUCAGCACUCCCGUCCCAGCCUACUGGCCAAGAGAAAGUCGCUGGUGUUCAGCGUCCUGGAGAAAGAGUCUGGCGUGGUCUCGGCCUACGACGAGAUGGGCUCUGAUUCCGAUCAGGAGAACGACGAGAGGGGCUGGGGGGCCGCGCUCCGCCAGUUCCGGCAGAAACUAUCAGACGAGACGUACUACACGGACUCCCAACACGACCCGGAGUGGACGUACACCCCGGUCCACCUCCCGGUCACCUCGCCGUCCUCGGGCCAGUACACCAACACGGAGACCGUCAACUCUGACUCAGAGUCCUCGUCGGUACCCUCCGCCCGCCCCCGCAAACCCUUCCAUAACGUAAUGGGAAGAAAAGGCCCUAACUCAGACUCGCAUCUUCAUCCCCAGCAGGCUCAGUAUCAUCAUCAUCAACACCAGAACUUCCCCUCGUACCCGCUCCACCCGGAGGCGCUGGAUGUGAACUUUAACCCCAAGGUGACUGAGGAUAGUAGCGAGGCAGAGGACAGCAUGCAGAGCGACCAGGUCAGGAGGUCGCGGAGACGCAGGAAGAGCAAGAGGGAAGCGGCGGGGAACCAGGCCCACACACAGCCCCUCUACGCACAAUCUGUACAGGAGAACAGUAUCCUGCUGAACGGCCUGUUGAAGAGGGGCAUGAGUAAGGAGAUGGCCGCCCCUGAUGUGGUGCCCGAGGCCAUGACCCCCGAGCCCGAAGACCAGGACGCUGUGGCCCCUAACUCUGCGGCCCCUAGCCCCCGUAACCCUAUGACCCCUGACCCCCUGUCCACCAGCAGCACUGGGCCCGGCUCCGGAGACACACUGGAGCAGGAGCUCCGCUCCAAACUGAGCCAGCUGGUUGGACGAGCCAACAGCAAAGAAGUAGUGAGCUCAUCUGAGGACGAGCCAAUCAAAAGUCCUGGAGGGAGAGACCGAGAAAGUGACAGCCCGAAAGAGAAGCUGAGGCAGAAUGAGAGAGAAGGUGAUCGGCAGAGACAGAGUGAGAGACCGAAAGACAGACCGAGGAGUAAAAGUCAGGAUAGGGCGAAGAGGGAGACAAUCGAGUCAGUGAAAGGGCCGGAACUGAAAAAGAGAGAGAGACUAACGGAAAGGCCGACAUUAAGAGAGGAGGAGAGAGUGAAGGAGAGGAGGUUGGGGAGAGGAGGAAAGAGUUUGGAAGAGAAAGUAGAUGACAGAGAGGAGAAGAGAGUGGAGAAGAACAGGCUCAGUAAGAGACCACAGAGAAAAGAGGUGGACAGAAAGACUGAGAAAAAGGGGGAACAAGUGGAAGACCAAAAUGAAAAGACUGGAUCCAUGCCCACCUCGCUUGCUAUUACCCCAUCUGUCCAGGAGGGGGUGCUGUGUGACGGACAGGAGGGACAGAAUUGUCUGGAACUACAGCAGAGGCUACAAUUGCUCUCAUCUCUCUUACAGCAGAAGUACUCGGCCGCAUCUCUGUGCAGUAUCACCACAGAAGUCCUGAAGGUGCUCAACGCUACCGAGGAGCUGAUUGGUGAGGCGGGGGGCGAUAGCGUCACCCCCUCAGAGUGCAUGAGCGCGUCUGAAUCCUUCUCCAGCAGCUUAGAGACCAGGGAGCUGGACCAGAAACUCACAAAGAUGGAGGAAAACGUGUACCUGGCUGCGGGGGCGGUGUACGGCCUGGAGGGGGCACUGGGGGACCUGGAGGAGGUGGCCCGGGACAUCAGCAGUAGCACCUCAGACAGAGAGCUGGCCUUCCUGGAGGAACAGGUGGCCACUGCCGCCACCCAGGUGCAGCAGUCUGAGCUCCAGAUAUCAGACAUCGAGGUGAGGAUAUUAUCUUUAAAAACAGCUGGACUGAACGUCACCGCCUGCAAUCGUUUCUCCAAGUUCCCCAAGCCAAAACCUAAGCCUCAAACGCUCGACACGUCACGUCAACAGAGGAGAAAGCUACCUGCCCCUCCAGCCAAAGAUAAGGAGUCCGAGCAGCAGGUGAGAGCACUUCAGCCGUACUGACAUACAGACAGCACAAAAAGUCCCUCGAGGGCACCCCAGGACCCGUGGACCCCCGCGGGGCCUCUCCAAUCCAGUGCCUUGAUCCAGCGUCCGCUUCGGGCUACACAGGGACUAACACCUGCCCUGUGCACCCCAACCAGCGCUCUCCUCAGCCAGGCACUUCCCCGUCCUGUCACCCUCUAAAAAUGACCCCAUACCAUGCCUCCCCAUCCUACUCCAUCCACCCCCCCCCCCCUCCCCUCGGGCCUCACUCACUGUAACCACCACACCACGACACCCACAACGUGGUGGGUUGAUAGACGGCGUGUCUCUGCCUUAAAAUCAGCAUACGAACACUCCUCACCGUGACAACUCGCUGUCUUACUAUCAAAAGAAGACGUCACUUCAGAGUCAUUGUAGUACAGAAAAUAAACCUGUCAGUCUUUUUUUCUAACUGUUUGCAAGAGUGUUGUAGGUGUUUGAACUAAUGUACAAAGAAGAUGUGAAAAAAACACGUGAAAUACUUCUGUGGUACGUGUCCCUAAAGAGGCUAAACCAUGUUUUAUACUACUGUUUUACUUUCUCUCACCGAUGAAAUGUCAUGAUGAAUUGUAGAGCAGUUGCAGAACCUGUUCAAUGUUGACAUUUAAUUAUUAUUUCUGUGUAAAGACUCAAAAGUAAUAAUUUCCCUGAAACUAGCUAAUAACAAUCCUCAUUCACUAAGAUAUGGUCUGAUGUUUUUCAAAUUUUAGAAAAGGAGAUUACUUGAAAAAACAUCUGGUGUCCUCUCCUGUUCCUCAGUUAAGAAUUGUCAUUAAGGUAGCAAGUGAACACACCUCAACCUUUUUUGAAGGAGGUGAUUUUGUGAUGACAUAAUUACUCUUGUGCUUAGUUACCAUAUUUGGAGAAAGUUUUGCUAUAUUGCUAGUAAUGUAAUGAAACAUUUACAUUUAAUUGCAUUUUCAAAAUAAUGAAGCAUUUGUCACACAAAUAGGCUACCUAUCUGUAAAGCAUUUAUGAACCCAAAGAAGCCAUGAAUGAAUUAAAUCAACACGUGUUUCUUACCAAUUAAAAACACCUGUCUAUGAAAGUGUCACCAUCUAAGCCGUUAGUUUUUGUUAUUUUUAUAUUUCAUUUAUUUCAGCUUUGUGGCCUUUAUUUGGCAUAGAUUCUGAUUUGUCACCUGUGCUGUAUGGCUCCAGUAAUGAAUUGUUAAAUAUCUAGUAAAGAUGUAAACAUAAUGAAGCCUAAUGGGCUGUAUGACAAAAUGCUAUUGAAAACCAUGAUUUUAUUACAAGCAAAUUGAAUUUUUAACUUUUCAAGGUUGUUAUCAUUUUCACUAAAACAAAGUGAGUGGAAAAUGGCGUAAGCUUUCUCCCCCUCUGAAAGCUUUUCUCAUCAGUUAUGUCUGAAAGCGUGUCAUGUUUCCAUCUUCAAAGUGCUUUACAUGACAUGUGUGGCUGCAUUAAUUGUCUAAAAUCGUAUGAUUUCAAAAGUUGAUAAGGGUAUUCAUAUUCAUGAUAAAAUGGGGGAUGCUAUAAAUAGUAGUUGAUGCAGUGUGUGACACAACUCCAAAGAGUCUCGAGUGCUCGGCCUGUUUCUAUCAAGCGUCUCAUUGUAGGAGUACUGGUCUAGGAUCAGAUCUUUCCUGUCCAUGUUAACUGUAUUCAUUGUGAUCUACAAAUACAGGCCUUGCUCUUUAUAUUGAGAAAGUCAAAGUAUUAAUAUAGAGGAUAUGAAAUACAAGGUUGCGUAGGGUUCUGUUUGUGUCUACUGCUCGGUAAUGACAGGUAAAAUAGUAUGACGUUUGCUUUGGUCCGUGGUGUUAUGUGCAGCCUUUUUUUCAGGCCACACAUAACACCCUGGACCAGAACUAGUAUAAAGUGUCAUCUAGUUGUCCUUUGAGAACAGCUUAUUCCCAUACCUCUGGACUGCUGGGACUUCUGUUGUUUUUACCUGAUAUUAUGAUAUUUGAUUCUAUUGGGUUCUAUUUGAACACUGGUGGGCCCAUAUAUUCAUCCUAUGAUCGCUUUUUGCAGGUUUGGCAGAUCGUUCCUGUAUGUUGUCGUUGUUCCUGGAGGUGUGUUGUGUAUAAACGCAUGUUAAAUAGAUGUACAAAAUUCUCACGAGAAGCACAGCCAAGGGGUUCAUCAUUAUCAAUGUCCUGUAUUUUUAUAUUGUAAAAAAAAAAAAAAAAUGAUCUCACCUCAGAAUUUGUUUUUAUAUAUAUAUAUAUAUAUAUAUAUAUAUAUAUAUAUAUAUAUAUAUAUAU